This is a messenger RNA of Hydractinia symbiolongicarpus, 3626 nucleotides long. Its product is annotated as myotubularin-related protein 14-like. Bases 1750 to 3249 code for a protein of 499 amino acids. The transcript has 18 exons. Gene Ontology annotation, molecular function: phosphatidylinositol-3-phosphate phosphatase activity. NCBI's taxonomy places the organism in Eukaryota, Metazoa, Cnidaria, Hydrozoa, Anthoathecata, Hydractiniidae. The record is from RefSeq and is a predicted model, not a curated record. Gene Ontology annotation, biological process: dephosphorylation.
GAAAUGCUCCUUUAAACCUUCAAAAUGGCGAAAUGCUGAUAGCUACACGAUAGACUUAAGCUACUUAUAAUUUAUGACAACCCAUUUUGAAGUAACUAGGGAACUUACUCAAAAUUCAGGUGCACAUCAUUCUCACUGGACCCAAGAUUUCCCUGCUGGGCACGUUUUUACUUUUGGUUACUUACAAAACAAUAAAAUUAAAUGCGAUUGGGUUAAUUUAGUCUCCAGAGUUCAUUGUUUAAUUCAUGCUUGCGAAGAAAAAGGAAUAAUGUUUGAAUGUAGCAACAAAACAUUUAGCUAGGAAAAAAAAGGAUUUAGAUAACAGAUGUAAAUAGCAAAGGGUUUCCUCGUCGGUGAGAAAUUAACUAUAUAAAUUCAAAGUUAUAAAGAGCCAUUACAGCAACGUAUACAUUUUUAUGUAAACUAAAAAAAAAUUUUUGCAACAUAAAAAAAAAAUGUAAAAUAAAAUGUUAUUUCUUACGACACGAAUACGAAGUAAAAGUUUUCACAAUGUGUAAGGUAGCAGACAAAUGUGAGCUAUCGAUAAAAAUUACGCUACGACGAAUUCCCGUUUUUUAUCUUAUACUCGCACACGUACUCACAAAUCAUUCACUUACUGUACUCGCAUGCGCAAGAGGCUAUACUCGAGGGUAGGAAGUAGUAUACUCGCCGAUUACUCGUACUCGUCUUCCACUUUACUCGGCAUUUAAUGUACCCGUACUCGUAUACUCGUGUAUAGUUAUCGCAAUCGGGACUGUACUUAUAUCAGGAACCGCAAUUAACAUGUGGUGAACUGUUGGUCCACCACCAUGUAGAUACUUCUGGUGUUUGUGGCCUUAUGGUACAGAUCUUUUUACAGUGAAAGGUGUUGAUUAAACAAUCGUUAAGAAGGAGGAGGGUUGAUUCCUCAAGAGGUUGUCAGGUCACACGCGCCCACCACACAACCUAACGGGUAUACUCUAAUUAAACCUGAUUUUUCUUAAUUACAGUAUGGUCUUACAUGCCUUGUCCAUCAAAACCUUCAAUUAUUUGUCUUCUGACUGGUAGCUAGCUAAAUUAUGUAAUUUAAACUUGUUUUCACAGGUGAUAAAAAAGUUACCAAAUUAACAGUAUUUUAAUUAGCAAGUCAUGAAAUUAACAGUCUUUAAAUUAACACUGCGUUUAAUAUUAACAGUCAGCAAAUUAACGCAGGUUUUAAAAAAUCGUGUUAAUUUCAUGACUCUUUAAUUUCAUGGAAUAAGGUAGCUUUAUGAUUAGCUUUGUGCUCAUUGGUUGAUUGUAGUUCAGGGUUUGCUGUGACAUUUGUUUAUACACGUCUACCUUUCGUUUGUGCGAAGAAAAAGGUUGGGUUGUAAGCAACAAAAGUGGUGAUUUUUUAACCUCAUGAACAUUUAGGUCUUUCUGGAAUCAGAAUGGUCAUUGAAUGUUAGGUCUCAUCAGGUAUAUAAGAAAUAUAGUGUGCUGAGUUCGAGGUUGACAAUUUCUAGUAGGGAAAUCUUUGAUGCGCUUGUAUGAACAUUGACAGAGGUGGCACGGCGAGACACAUCUAUUUUUACGUUUUAUAAAAACUUAUUUAGUAGUUCAUUGUGAAAUAGCUACCACUACCAAAAACAACUACUGUGUGAGAACUUGGAAUUGCUUCUGGUGCACACAUGAUAAAGACGGUAGUCAUCUUGUAUUUAAAUAUUGCAAUGAUAUGCAACACAUUAUGUUUUUAGAAGCAUCUAAAGAGCUAAGCUAACAAAAAUUAUGCUUGGUGGUAAGGAAGAUGCAAGUUGUAUCGUUGACCUACAGGCUAUAAGUUCAUUAAUAUCACAUUUUUCAAAACAUUCGUAUAAAGCUGAUGCAACUUCAUCUAUGGUAAGCCAGGUUGAAGAUACAUGUUUACAAAUUUUUCAAAAAGGCUAUCAAUGUAAUAUUUUGUACAACAAUGGCGGAAAUCACUGUUCACACUAUCCAACAAAAAUUAUUAUCUCUGCAGGUGAGAAGAGCUUUGAAAGGCAUAAAGAAAUUUCUUUGGGAAACUUGAAUGAUUUGAUCAGCAAAUCCAAAAAGGCUAGAUGUCGAUCUAGAUUUGUUAUUCCUGUGUUGUGGAUUAAAGAAAAGUUACAUAUGUUACAGUGUAUCUGUCGAUCAUCAACUCUUGCUUCAGCAGCAGAACUUUAUGGGAGGUCAGGAUAUGACUAUUUAUUUUCAGGAGGAAAAAAUGUAGCUGUAAAUAAAGAGCCAUCAGCUCGCACACAAGAUGGUGCCAUUGUAGAUAAGGUUCGUGGGUAUGAUAUACAGCUGCUAAAAGAAUUAUCUGUAAAGUAUAUACUGGAUUUAAUGCUAGAAAGAAAGAAAGUCAAAUAUGGAUUGAACAUAACAUCAUCAGAAAAAGUGGACAAAGAAAACAGAUAUGGUGAUUUCGAAAUUGCAUCAAGUCCAUAUCCUGGUUGUGAGAUUUUUCAAAAUUUUAAGAAUAAUGGUUAUUGUGGUGAAGGAGUUUGUUUUGACUGGAGCCAAGAUUUUGCUGAUGCAUUUUUAAGCAUACCUACCAGUGUCCCGUUACCUGUAAAUAUAGAAUGGAAGAAUUACAAGUUGUGGGAUUUGGUCACACUCACCCAAAAUUACUUACGUUUAAUACUUUCCAUAAUUGGUGAAGGAAAAGGCAAUCUUUUAAUUCACUGCAUAUCAGGAUGGGAUCGGACACCUCUCUUUAUAUCACUGAUUCGUAUGUCACUCUGGGCUGAUGAUAAGAUCCAUCAGUCUUUAUCAGCUGAAGAAAUUUUAUACCUCACCAUAGCAUAUGAUUGGUUUUUAUUUGGUCAUAACCUGCAAGACAGAUUGGUAAAAGGAGAAGAGAUAUUCUAUUUUUGUUUUGAUUACUUAAAAUACAUUGUCUCAGAAGAAUUCGUCCUAAAAAGUGAAAGAUUCAACACACAACAAUGUCGCAAUAAAGAUGAAUCUCUGCUAUCAAAAAUUGAUGGAAUUUCUUUAGAAUCAUCUUGCGGAAAUGCAUCGCAUGAUUUUUUUUCUUGUAAUGAUGACGCCUGUACAUCCUCCAUGUCACCUCACACAACAAGCAACAAACAUGGCAUUCAACAAAGUCGCACAACAAAGCUGGCAACUGUCCGCUCUUUGUUUUUAACUGUUUAUGCUGCAGAGAUAGGCCAUGAUACCAGCCAAAACACAAAUACUGGACUGGCUGGUAUCCUGGAUGGCAUAACAUCUAAAAUGAUAAAAGCAGCGCGAGUUGCAUACAUAUGAUGACAUACUAGAGUAUACUGAGGAUGAUUGUGAUAUCUGAGUAGUUAUAUUUGACAUGCCUAUGUGUGUAUAUAAUGCACCAGUAGUAUAUUAGUGUCCAUAUUUCAGUACAUAACUUGGAAAUUAUUUUUGUUGGAAUUAGUAGUUGGAAUUUUUGAGAAAAAGAAAAGAGUAAAGUAAAUAAUAAUAAAAAUUGAUAGUACCAAACUCUCCAAAUUGAUUUUGUAAGAUAUCUUGCAAUUUCACUCGCGUGGGCGCAAGUUAAAAACUUGAAGGAUAUAAUUUUAAUAGUUUUUUUGUUAUUAGUUGCGAUGUUGUUACUUUUAUUAUAACUAGGUUUAUUCAUAUUUUUGAAAUAUAAUUUAUCUAGAUAAUAA